This is a messenger RNA of Gadus morhua (Atlantic cod), 2647 nucleotides long. RefSeq names its product TDP-glucose 4,6-dehydratase (gene tgds). Lineage: Eukaryota; Metazoa; Chordata; Actinopteri; Gadiformes; Gadidae. The record is from RefSeq and is a predicted model, not a curated record. The coding region runs from base 153 to 1187 and encodes 344 amino acids. The transcript has 12 exons. Gene Ontology annotation, molecular function: dTDP-glucose 4,6-dehydratase activity. Gene Ontology annotation, biological process: nucleotide-sugar metabolic process.
CGCGUCAACUGUCGCGAAACAAACCACUACAACAACAGUACAACAAGAGCCGCGGGAGUGUGACACGCAUGUUAAUGCUAACAGCGGUAAGAAACGAAGUCAAGGGUCCGUUUUUCGGACGGUAGAGCCCGAUGUUAAGGACGUAACGAAAAAUGGAGUCGAUCCAGACUGUUCUGGUCACCGGAGGCUCCGGCUUCAUCGGCUCUCACCUGGUAUGCGCCCUGCUCACCGCACGCCCCCAGUGGAGGGUCCUCAACCUCGACGUGCUGGACUACUGCUGCAGCCCCCGGAGUCUCAUAAGUGUUCAGCACAUGGACAACUACUGCUUCAUCCAGGGUGAUGUGUGUGACCAGCGUCUGGUCUCUCACCUCUUCAACACCGAGGACAUCGACGUGGUGUUUCACCUGGCCGCCAUGACACACGUCGAGACCUCCUACCUCUGUCCCUCCCUCUUCCAGAGGGUGAACGUGGAGGGUACCCGGGUGGUCCUGGCCGCGGCCCGGGGGGCCGGCCACGCCCUGCGGCGCUUCGUGUACGUCAGCACGGACGAGGUCUACGGGGGCGGCGGCCUGCAGGUGUUUGAUGAAGACAGUCCUCUCAGACCAUCUAACCCCUACUCUGCUACCAAAGCAGCAGCCGAAUGCCUAGUUCAGUCCUACUGGGAUGAGUACAAGUUUCCAGUCAUCGUCACCAGAAGCAACAAUGUUUAUGGACCCAGGCAGUACCCAGAGAAGGUCAUUCCAAGAUUCGUGUCCCUCCUGCAAGCCAACAAGAAAUGCACCAUCCAGGGCUCCUCCCCCAAGUCCCGGCACUUCCUGUACGUGGACGACGUCAUCGAGGCCUUCCUAUUGGUCCUCGCCCAGGGGGUGGUGGGCGGAGUCUACAACAUGGGCGUCGGCCAUGAGGUGCCCAUCCUCCAGCUGGCCAGGGAGCUGGUCACGAUGAUUCAGGAUGUUCCGGAAACGCAACUGAGCGACUGGCUUGACUUUGUGCCUGACAGGCCGCGGCUGGAGCUCCGCUACCCAAUUAGCAGCGAGAAGCUCCGGGGGCUGGGCUGGAGGCCGAGGGUCCCCUGGACGGAGGGGCUCCGCAGGACAGUCGAGUGGUACAAAAGCAACCCAGACUUCUGGCCGGGCGAGUCCGAAGACCGCGGGAACGGGACCGGCAUUAUCACCUCUGAUUCAUGAUUUAGGAUUCAGUGUUUCUUACUUCAUCAGAAGGAAGAUGAGCUUUAUCUGACUCAACUCAAAAAAGCAGCAAGUUCGAUUCUACAUGUGUUUUUACCAAGUCAUUCAAGAAAGGGUUUUUAUAUUUAUACAUUUUUCCAAAGGCGAUAUAUUAUACCACCAGAUGUGAGUGAGACCAGGUCCGAACCUCCUGGAAACUGACUUAUGAAGUCGGCAAGAUAUCUAGGCGGACACGCCCACUUGUGAUGUCAGAAGAGUCCGAUCACUCAUAACAAACAAUACGGUUCGUCACCUUUAAGGAAUUCACAGAUGCUUUGUAGUUCAAACUGAACAUUUUACUUUUGGGCCAAAACCUUGGGGCCAGUUUUAUCUGAAUAAUUGCCUGACGGGAACUUAUAAAGAAUACAAAGAAAUGUCUGGGUUUUGAUUCAUAUAGUUUGAUUACAUUGUAAAGACUAUUUUUGUACUGUAAAAUAAUUGCAUUCCGUUUGUGGUUGACAAAAAUAAACACAAAAUUAAUAACUGACAGAAUUGAUCGUUAUGUGACGAACUUAAUAGAAAAAAGACAAACCCAUACGUUACAUUUUCAAAACCAAACCUUUAAUUAUAAAAUGAUAAAACACGCACAUAUUUAAGUGUUGCACAGAGGGCUAAACUAUUACAUCAAGCACUAAUCUACGAAGGGGGCGCUUAUUUUGGUGGCCUGUGCCUCCCUGGAGGCGGGCAAGUCUGAUCGACUGACAUUUAUAAAUAUUAAAAGGUGACAUAUUACACCACCAGGUGUGAGUGAUGGACACACUCAAAACAUGGAACAGCUUUAGGUUGAGGGUUUUAAUUGAGCACGCCUAGCAAAAUGAAUCCUUGUCUUUGUUUGCUAUCCUGCUGUAGUGUCUUUGCAAUUUUUUCAUUUGUCUAUUUGUCAGUGCACAUUACAUACACAAUUAUCACAGUCCAUGCCAUAACAUUUUGUGUAGAUGUGUUGCAUAGGUUUCAAGCCUGUUGGCUAAUUUGUAACCCCAGUACCCGGUCAGGCAAACCUAAUAGAUACUCCAAAUAUAAUUUUUCAAAGAACUACAUAGUAGUGUGAGUUAGUCAUGCAGCCGAUGUCACGAUCAACAUUUCAGAUUAUAUCCGGUUGAAGUAUCGGUGUUUGCUAUCCGGCUGUAGUUACUGAUGUAGUUUGUGUGUUCACUAUUCUAGUUUAGUUUGUGUGUUUGCUAUCCUUAUAUAGUUUAGAUGCUGGCUAUCCGGCUGUAGUUACUUGUCUAGUUCCCGUAGACUUCGCCCAACCCCCGGCCUUAACAUGAGCGAACACCAACACACGAAAGGCCCCCAAAAAAGAUGCAAAUGACAUCAAAGUAUCAACAGAUCCACAUGUUUAUUUAUUUGUGUUACAAAGACUAUAAAGAUCGCCACUUGCCAGACAUUCACAAGAGUGUAGGGGAAGGAAAAAAAAAACA